Messenger RNA from Gamsiella multidivaricata, 4938 nucleotides. Its product is annotated as SH2 domain-containing protein. Lineage: Eukaryota; Fungi; Mortierellomycota; Mortierellomycetes; Mortierellales; Mortierellaceae. Gene Ontology annotation, cellular component: transcription elongation factor complex. The transcript is spliced from 8 exons. Gene Ontology annotation, biological process: nucleosome organization; transcription elongation by RNA polymerase II; transcription elongation-coupled chromatin remodeling. Bases 376 to 4860 code for a protein of 1494 amino acids. Gene Ontology annotation, molecular function: histone binding; nucleosome binding; DNA binding. The record is from RefSeq and is a predicted model, not a curated record.
AUCCGCCAAUUCAGAUACGUCACUUCUGUCGUUUCUCGCGAAAUAGAUGCAUCCAUCUCUUUCGCUUCUCCUCUUGCCCUUCCUUCCCUUCUCUCUUCGGCGCUCGCUAUUUCUAACACCACCUGCAAUCUCUCCAAGAAGCUCUCAACCUCCACAUCUGUGACGUCUUGGAGAUCGAAUCUCUUGGAAAGAACAGCAAGGAAGCAAGGAUCCACAGACAACCGCAUCAAACCCCUUUUGUUAUAAUUCUUGCACGUAACAAAGGAACGUAGCAGGGACCAGGACCGGGAACAAUCUCACUCAUCAGACUGAAGAUAACGUCAGGUUCAAGCUUAUUGGAAACAACUUUCCGCACAUUCAUCCUUCAAACACACGAUGUCUGACGACGAAGACAGAAGGAACUACUCUGACGAGGAGGGCGAGGAUGUCGGUUAUGACGACAGCGAUCGCGAUGAGGAUGACUCUGAGGAGGAAGAGGACGACGAGGAGGAGAUGAAGAGAAUUAGAGAAGGAUUCAUUGUAGACGACGAUGAAGAGGAUGAAGAGGAUGAAGAGAUCGUCCGCCGAUCAAAGAAAAAGAAGAGAAGAAAGGAGGCCGUCGAGGAGGACCUUGACGAAGAAGAUCUGGACCUAAUGGAAGAGAACACAGGAGUCAAGAUCAGACGUCCAGAAAAAUUCAAACGGCUGAAGAAGCGCAGACAGGAAGAUGACGAUGAGGAUGAGGAAACGCCUGGCACUCGACACGAUGCACUUCAAAAGAUUUUUGAUGACGAGGACGAUGAGGGUAUGGAUGACCGUGGCGGUUAUGACGACGAAAUGGAUCGAUUCAUCGACGACGACGAAGAAGACGAGGACCUCGAUGACGGAAGACGCGAUCGUCGUGAAAAGGCUCCCGCCAAGCCCAGACCAAGGAGGGCGCCUAUCGAUGGCCUGAGUGAAGAUGUUUGGGGUGAAUGGUACGAAGUUUUUGGGGAUGGAGAAAACUACGCAUAUGCUCUCGGCAAGGAGAAUGGAGACGAUAUGUACUAUGAAAAGAAGCCCGAGCCUCGCCUCAAGGACGUUUUCGAACCAGGCGUCUUGGCUGAAAGGAUGAUGACGGACCAGGACGAAAUUAUUCGCGUCAAGGACGUACCUGAACGCAUACAGCUCCGUCCCGGUAUUCAGGCUGACAGAAAGCUGAGUGACGAUGACAUUGAAGAGGAGGCUUAUUGGAUUACGACGCAACUGAACGAGAACAGGAGGGUUGUUGAUCAACCCGCUUUCCAGACAGAGAACGUCAAUAACGUCCUGAAGUUCAUGUCACAGGAGCUCAUGGAGGUACCCUUCAUCGAAACCCACCGUCGAGACUACUUCACCAUGGUCGAUGGUCAGCAGUUGACGGAACUUUUGUCGCGUGAAGAUCUCUGGUAUAUUUAUGACCUGGAUCUCAAGUUCCGUUCAUUCCUGGAGCGUCGAGAGGCCAUCAAGGCGCUCAUGGACCGUAUGGAGAUUCAGGACGACUAUUUGAGCGACUCACUGUUGAAGGCUACAAGACUGGAGGAAUUGACGGAUGUGUCAGACUACAUCAACUUGCGAUUCUCAAAGCAGAUCGACAAGACCAAGGCAUUCAAGAGACCUGGUUCCGGAGGCGCAUACGAUACCACGAAGCGGGUACAGCUCGCUGACUUCAUUAAGGACUUCGGAUUGUCGGCUCGGGAAUUCGGAACCAACCUUAUCGAAGGCAACAAGCGCUUCUUCCCUGAUGAUAUUGGCAUCCUGCCACAGGAAGCUGCUGAGAAGUACAUUGAGCGGGGAUUCCCUUCGACGGACCGAGUUGUCACUAUGGCCAUGAACAUGAUCUCACAUGAGGUAGCCGUCGAUCCUCAAGUCCGGAAAGCGAUUCGCUUAAAGUAUGAGAGUGCUGCCUGUGUUUCCGUUACCCCAACCGAAAAGGGUGCCACCGUCAUUGAUGAGCUGCACCCGUAUUAUCCGUUCAAGCGAUUGGCACAAAAGUACGUUCGCGACUUUCAUGACGGCCAAUAUCUACAGAUUCUUCAAGCCCAGUCUGAGGGUCUGGUCAAGGUUGAGAUCAAGCUGCCGGACGAAACUACAUACCUUCAGAGUGUCUUUGACUACUUCCUGAGCGAUAACUAUUCAGAGAUUUCUCAGAAAUGGAAUGAUCUGCGUCGCAAGAUCCUGACGAGUGCGCUUAAGGACCACGUCUUUGGUCUCAUGGAGCGUGGCCUGAGUGAAAAGCUGAGAUCACAAGCAGAGGAGUGGGUCGCCAAGAAAUGCCAAAUGAGUUUGGAAGAGAAACUAAAUGUUGCGCCAUACGCUCCCCGAGGCGUCACAUACGACCGCGACUAUGCUCCCAGAGUUGUCGCGAUUUCACACGGAGCAGGAACGAACAAGGAUGCUAUUCAGGUGGCCUUCCUAGACGACAAGGGCAAGUUUGCCGAUCAUCUGAAGCUAGAUAGUCUGCGCGAGACAAAGGCACAGAAGGAACUAGUGGACUUUUUGGACAACCGUCGUCCGGACGUCGUUGUUGUCGGUGGCUUUACGGUUAUGACGAGGCGGUUGCUAGAGCAAGUCGAGAAGGUUGUUAAUGACCUCCGCGACUUGAGAGGGGAUGAUGUUUCAGUGAUCAUGACCAACGAUGAGGUGGCGCGACUCUAUCAAAACUCCAAGAGGGGUAUGGAAGAGUUCCCCGAGGCGAAUCCCCUUACGCGCUACUGCAUUAGCUUGGCCCGGCUUGUACAGAACCCAAUGAACGAGUACGCAGCUCUUGGAAAAGACCUGAUCAACAUCCGCCAACAUCCCCUGCAACACCUUGUGGGCGGGGAUCGCCUUCGAGAACUAUUGGAUCGUGCAUUGAUCAACAUUAUCAACGCUGUUGGUAUCGACUUCAACGCCGUCGUCGACUCGCCCUACAAGGCCUACAUGCUCCAAUACAUCUGUGGUCUCGGCCCUCGCAAAGCACAGAGUCUGAUCAAGAGUAUUGAGGCCGAUCAGCACAAUGGCAGCCUAGACAAGCGCGGAGAUCUUGUUUUCCGCAAACUCCUGACAUGGAACAUCUUCAUGAACUGUUGUUCUUUUCUCCGUGUGCACACCAACUAUGGCGGAGAUGUUUUGGACGAGACGCGUAUUCACUCUGAGGACUACAACCUAGCCCGCAAGAUGGCAGCCGACGCUCUGGAGAUCGACGAAGAGGGUCUGGAGGAAUACGAGAACGCAUCCCAACAUGUCGAGGAAUUGAUGAGGGACGAUGGCGCUGAAAAACUGAACGAGCUUUUGUUGGAGGACUAUGCACAUCAGCUCGAGGUGAUCCAGCACAAGCCCAAACGCAUGACUCUGGAGACCAUUAAGGUUGAGCUGCAGCAUCCAUUCCGCGACCCCCGUCGGCCAUUCGAACGUGCUACACCUGACCAAAUCUUCACGAUGUUGACAGGAGAAACAGAUCAGACGCUCAAGGAGGGCUUCAUUGUCCCCGCACUGGUGAGUAGGAUCCGAGACAGAAACGCCAUGUGUCGCCUGGAUUGCGGUAUCGAUGGCAUCCUGGCCAUCAUGAACAUAUCCGAUUCCAAGAUUGGCUCCAUAUCUGAUGCCCUAUCUGAGGGCCAGACUCUGCAAGUCAAAAUUCUGCGUUUGGACAAGGAAAAGUUCUUUGCGGAUUUGUCUUGUAAGGAGAGCGAGCUCCGACAUGGCGAUACUAAGCUCCGUAUGUUGCCCAAGGACAGGAUGUUUGAUCAGUUUGAGGAGGAAAAGGCCAUGAACCAGAUCAAGACAAGUGUCAAGAAGAGCAAUUUUUUGCCGCGCAAGAUUACACAUCCUUUGUUCAAGAACGUAAAUGCAGAGGAGGCAGUCCAGUACUUGUCGGACAAGAGCCGAGGCGAGCUUGUCAUUAGGCCUUCGAACCGUGGGGUCGACCAUUUGUCAGUGACAGUCAAGCUGGCAGAUGAUCUCUACAAGCAUUUCGAUAUUCUGGAAAUGGACAAAAAGGACGAUGUCAGCCUAGGCAAGACCCUCAAGAUUGACAAUUCAAAGUACAGCGAUCUGGACGAACUUUUGGUAUCUCACAUUGAGGCGAUCCUGAGCAAGACGGAGUCGCUUAUGGCUAAUCCCAAGUACAAGGAAAACGCUGCUGAACUCAGGCAAUCAUUAGACACGCAAACAAAGGCAAAACCAGGAGCAGCCGUCUACGGAUUCACAUUGGACCGGAAGUACCCAGGCUACUUCUCGCUCGUUUUCAAGAUUGGUGCUAGCCGUCCCAUCGAGGAGUGGAGUAUCAAGGUCUUCCCUGAGCACUACGUUUUGAAGGGCCCUAGCAAAAAAGAAUGCCCGGAUGUUGUCUCGCUCUGCAACAGCUUCAAGGAAAUGAUGAUGCAGCGGAGUCGACCCAAGCCCGCUGCUGCCUCUGCGGCUCCUGCAACAUCAUCUACACCAAGCAACCGCCCACAUUACAACAGUUAUAAUGGCAGCAGUAGCGGAUACGGAAAUCCACAUCACACACCCUCGCAUCCAAGCGCAUAUCAUCACCAUUACCAGCCUCAUCCUUCACACCAACCCGUGGUCGCUCACCAUACCGCGAUGCCUCCAAUGCAGCAGCCUCUCCACCCUUCUUCUUCCUCAGCGGCAGGACCAUGGGGCUCAACGCCUUGGGGUGGUGCUCCUUGGACAGGCGCAGCAGGGAGUGGACAUAUGGGCCCUCCUGGACAUAUGACAGGGCCUCACCAUGGAUACGGAGGUGCGCAUGGCGAUGCAAGGCACAACGGGCCACCAGGCACACACGACACAUAUGGAUCAAGGUCGUCGCGUGCGCCCCCAACGCCCCGUCGGUUCAUGCCACCGCCAGGACAACAGCCGCAGCAGCCUUAUUAUUAGACGAGGAUGUCGUAGGGAGAUUGAGAGCAUCGUCUUUUUUUCACUGUUUUCGCUGUGUCUUAUUCAAGUAAUAAACGU